CCGCCAAGAAUCGUGCUUCGCAAACUUGGUUCGCUCCAUCGGUCUCUCUCCCCUCCUUUAAAUACUUCUCCAUCUUCCUCCCACCUUUUCCACCUUCCAGUAUCACACAAACUCUCUCUCUCUCUCUCUCUCCGUUAAGAAUGGCCACAAGCCUCAAAGUGGACGAGCUUAGAACGGAGCUCGCCCAACGCGGGCUCAGUACCACCGGAACAAAACCAACCCUGGCGAGGAGACUCCAAGCAGCUCUCACCAAAGAGAAUAAGCAAGCGGCUGAUUCUGGGGAUCAUGGAAAGAGAGAAAGGGACUUGGACACCCCAAAUGGGGAUUCGGAUGGUCCGUCGAAACUCAAAGCGUUCGACAAGUUUCGCAAACUGGGCAUCCAGCAACUCCGCGAAGAAGCCCAGAGACGGGGCAUCUCCUCAUCUGGGUCGAAGAAAGAAUUGCUCGAGAGGCUCUGCUGCGGUGAUGCAGAGGAGGAACCGGCGACUGCAAAUGAACUGGCAGUGGCAGCGAAAGAAGAAGCAGCAGCAACAGAUGAAGUGAAGACAGAGAAGUUAAUUACUGCAACCAAAAAAGGUGUUGCGGUUUUAGAUCAAUGGCUUCCUGACCACAUAAAGGCGAAUUACCAUGUUCUUCAACAGGGUGAUGAUGUAUACGAUGCUAUGUUGAAUCAGACAAAUGUCGGGGAUAACAAUAACAAGUUCUUCGCAAUUCAACUUCUAGAAUCUGAUGACGGGGCUGCAUUCAUGGUUUAUUAUAGAUGGGGGAGAGUUGGUGUUAGGGGUCAAGAUAAACUUCAAGGCCCCUAUACAUCACAAGGUACCGCCAUCAAUGAGUUUGUACAGAAAUUUUAUGCCAAAACAAGAAAUCACUGGUUCAACCGGAAGGAAUUUAUUUGUUACCCUAAAUGCUAUACAUGGCUGGAAAUGGACUAUGGCGGAAAGGAAGAACAAGAGGUCAGUACUGAACCUGCUGUUACUACAAGUCAACUGCGCGAAUCAAAACUUGAGUCUCGUAUUGCAAAGUUUCUCUCUCUCAUAUGCAAUAUCAGUAUGAUGAAACAGCAAAUGAUGGAAAUAGGAUAUAAUGCGGAAAAGCUGCCCCUUGGUAAACUUAGCAAAUCAACGAUAUUGAAGGGUUAUGAUGUAUUAAAAAGGAUCGCUGAUUUGAUUGGACAGUCAGAUAGGAAAAAGCUUGAACAAUUAAGCAGCGAAUUUUAUACUGUCAUACCUCAUGACUUUGGCUUUAAGAAAAUGAGAGAGUUUGUCAUUGACACCCCUCAGAAAUUGAAAAGCAAGUUGGAAAUGGUUGAAGCUCUGGGUGAAAUAGAGGUUGCAUCCAAAUUGUUGAGGGAUGAUAUUGGGACAGAGGAGGAUCCCUUGUAUGCUCGCUAUCAACGUCUUGGAUGCAAACUAACGCCACUUGAAGUCGGUUCUCAGGAAUAUAUGCUGAUUGCAACAUACAUGCACAACACUCAUGCGAAGACCCAUUCUAGUUAUACCGUUGAUAUUGUUCAAAUAUUCCGAGUAUCACGAGAAGUGGAAACUGAACUCUUCAGUAAGUUCUCCAGUACCUCAAAUAGAAUGCUUUUGUGGCAUGGUUCCCGUCUUACAAACUGGACUGGUAUUUUGUCCCAAGGCUUGCGAAUUGCUCCUCCUGAAGCCCCUGCAACUGGCUACAUGUUUGGGAAAGGUGUUUACUUUGCAGAUAUGUUCUCCAAAAGUGCUAAUUAUUGCUUUGCCAAUAGUGCUGCCACAGCUGGUGUUCUUCUUUUAUGUGAGGUUGCACUUGGUGACAUGGUUGAGCUUCUACAUGCGAAGUAUGAUGCCGACAAGUUGCCAGCUGGAAAGCUAAGUACGAAGGGGGUUGGUGCUACUUCACCGGAUCCAUCAGAAGCUCAGGCACUGGAAGAUGGUGUUGUUGUUCCUUUAGGGAGGCCAAAGGAGCAAUCAGAUUGUAAGGGGGCGUUGCUCUACAAUGAGUACAUAGUUUACAAUGUCGACCAGAUUAGAAUGCGUUACGUUGUUCAAGUUAACUUCAAUAUUCAAAUAGUGGCAUAAUAUGGGCAAAGCACCUUGCUAGUAAGCAAGUAUUCAUCAAGAGAAAGUGAUGGCUUUUCUGCUGAAUGAGAUGCAGAAAUUUCUCUUGAAAUGUAUCAUAAUUUGUUCUGUAUGGUGAAAGUUCAAGAAUUUCUACAAAUCAAGCUGUGCAUAUAGCAAAGGUUUUUGUU
Messenger RNA from Rhodamnia argentea, 2230 nucleotides. Its product is annotated as poly [ADP-ribose] polymerase 2. Lineage: Eukaryota; Viridiplantae; Streptophyta; Magnoliopsida; Myrtales; Myrtaceae. Gene Ontology annotation, molecular function: NAD+ poly-ADP-ribosyltransferase activity. The record is from RefSeq and is a predicted model, not a curated record. The transcript has 18 exons. The coding region runs from base 141 to 2060 and encodes 639 amino acids.